Ostrinia furnacalis (Asian corn borer) is the source of this 578-nucleotide messenger RNA. Its product is annotated as microsomal glutathione S-transferase 1-like. The coding region runs from base 59 to 445 and encodes 128 amino acids. The transcript has a single exon. The record is from RefSeq and is a predicted model, not a curated record. NCBI's taxonomy places the organism in Eukaryota, Metazoa, Arthropoda, Insecta, Lepidoptera, Crambidae. Gene Ontology annotation, cellular component: membrane.
UGAAAUAAUCCACGAAAACUCAGAACAAUUUAUUGUUCUGAGGCAAAAAGCAUUUCAAAUGUCGAAAAUGUCAUGUGCCCUGCCAUGUACAGAUCUAAUGCAAAGUUAUUUUCUGUACUCUGCCAUUUUGGCCUUGAAACUCCUGGCCCUGGCUCCAUUGGCCUCGCUGGUGUGCAAUCCAGAGAAAAUUCAACGCGCGAAUCUAAGCGACUUGAAGAACCUCACGCCUUUCUGGCUCGUCGCUGCGCUAUACAUGACGACUUCACCAGAUCACGUAACAGCAAUCAUACUCCUUCGUGUAUUCGUCCUUGCAAGAUUCGUAGCUGCCUUGGGGUAUGUGAAGAGGUUACCUAAAAUGGCUGUAGAAAUGGCGUUCUUCGUGUCUUUCGCUAUCACCAGCUACAUGGGCGGUUGCGUGGUCUAUACAUACAGAGCUGCUUUGUAAAGGAUUAAAACAGAUCAGCGAUUGUUUUGUAAGCUUGACUUUCUGAGAUUACCCCCGAACCAAUCGCCGUGAAGAAGAGAUCCGAGAUGAGCAACAUUUAAAAUCAAAGAAAGUUAUUAAUUCCAACUUUGAC